This is a messenger RNA of Lolium rigidum, 1268 nucleotides long. Its product is annotated as GATA transcription factor 18-like. The record is from RefSeq and is a predicted model, not a curated record. The coding region runs from base 16 to 978 and encodes 320 amino acids. The transcript is spliced from 8 exons. Lineage: Eukaryota; Viridiplantae; Streptophyta; Magnoliopsida; Poales; Poaceae. Gene Ontology annotation, biological process: regulation of DNA-templated transcription. Gene Ontology annotation, molecular function: protein binding; zinc ion binding; sequence-specific DNA binding.
CCGUCACCGCCGGCCAUGUCCGACGCCGCCGCCCCACGGGACGCCGACGCCGAGAUGCGCGACGCGGAAUCCGCAGCAGCAGCUGCAGCCGGUGACGACGACGGCGGCGAGGACAACGUGGAGGAGGAGGAGGAGGAGGAGGAAGAUGACGACGAGGAGGAAGAGGAGGAGGAGGAGGAGGAGCAGGCACCGGCUGAGGAGUCGCCGGCCCCGGCGCCGGUCUCGGCGCUAGCGGGGAGCCCGAACCAGCUGACGCUGCUGUUCCAGGGCGAGGUCUACGUGUUCGAAUCCAUCACCCCUGACAAGGUCCAAGCUGUCCUGUCAUUAUUAGGAACUGGCGAACUUCCACCCGGUUUAGCUGCCAUGGUUUUACGUAGUCAACAGGAAAACAGGGGUUAUGAGGAUUUACUUCAGAGGACAGACAUUCCUGCAAAAAGGGUUGCUUCGCUCAUCAGGUUCCGUGAAAAAAGGAAGGGGAGAAAUUUUGAUAAGAAAAUACGUUAUGCCGUGCGCAAAGAAGUGGCCCACAGGAUGCAGCGUCGAAAGGGGCAAUUCGCAGGAAGAACAAAUCUGGAGGGGGAAUCUCCAUCACCAGGCUGUGAUCCUGCCUCUCAGGGCUCGGGCCAAGAUUUCCUGUCUCAAGAAUUAAAGUGUCAGAAUUGUGGCACUAGUGAAAAGAUGACACCAGCAAUGCGCCGUGGUCCAGCUGGUCCAAGGACUUUGUGCAAUGCUUGUGGACUGAUGUGGGCAAACAAGGGUACCCUGAGAAGUUGCUCAAACGCAAAAGUUGAAGCUCCUAUCUCUGCAAUUGAGCAGAGCAACGCUGCUGUCUCUGAGUGUCAGACUGGAACCGAUGUUAAAGCACUGGUGGCUCCAAACAACUACAGUGCUGGUGCAAGCAACGGCGAAGUCAUGGGCCACAUCGUGCCUGCAAAUGCAGCUGUGACAGAAGAAGCGCCAAAACCGCAACCAGAAUGAAUUACAUUAACAAUUUUGACUGCUGAAGCCAAAGAACCUGAAUUCAUUUCCUAUAGAUAAACAUCACAAUACAAGAUUUACUAAUGAAGAAUACCCAUUCUCUUCAAGUGUACAUCUCAUGCUUGCCAGCGCUAGCAUGUAAUCAACAUGAAGCGUCUGACUUGAUGUCAGGUUUUUGUAAAACCCUUGACGACAUUUGAGGUGUUACAUUGGCUGCAUUGCAAGCAGUAUUUGCAUGAUCAUAUUGAUUGUUUUACCAUCAUACUUAUCGUUUUACCAUUUUCUCGGAA